AUGGCAAAUCGCCUUCUUCUCCUCUCAACAGCCGCCAUAGCAGCUGCCUCCAGCAUACCGCAGGUGCAAAACAAGGCCUUGACGCUGGGUUUCUAUGGCACACCCGAAGUUCGCCAACCAAUCGAGCUUGAUGUUGAAGGCGAGAUUCCAUCCUGGAUAACAGGCUCGCUCUACCGUGGAGCAGCAGGGACUUGGGACAUCAGAAACUUUUCUGCCGAGCACUGGUUCGAUGGCUUCAGCAGGAACCAUCGUUUCGAGAUCGCAGAAGGGAAAGUAAGCUAUCGCAGUCGCAACGGGAGCGAUGAGUAUAUCGAUUUUGUUGAGGAAUAUGGGCGGAUACCAGGCGGCAGCUUCGCACAGGAUCCCUGCAAGGUCAUGUUUGGGGCCUUUGAAGUGACAUUCCGAGACGGUAUCAAUCCUCGUGGAAAUACCUCGGCGGCUAAUGUUGGUGUCACUUGGAUACCCAAUUACGCAGACCUGGCAUCAAAUGAGACCCAGGAUAGUCCUUUGAAGUCCCUCGUCAUGACAACAGAAUCAAACACUCUCCAGCAAAUCAAUCCAGAAAGCCUGGAGCCAAUCGAGCUUUUCACCUAUCAGGCAUCCAGUCUCGAAUUAAACAACACUGGACGUAGCGCUGCUCAUGCUGCCCGAGACUUCGAUGGCACAGUAUACAACUACGUUCUGGACGUGGCCAAGCAGGAGUACAAGGUCUUUGGCAUAAAUCCUCGUGGCGAGACUGAGAUCCUGGCACGAGUGACAGAUGCUCCAGCUGCGUACAUCCAUACGCUGUUCGGCACUGAGAACCACCUCAUCUUGAUCGUCUGGCAGGCCGAGUACGACAGACAGAAGUUCCAACAGCAGAGGAACAUUCUGAAGUCUUUGAAGCCGUUCAACCAGACCCAAGACGCCCUGUUCUAUGUCAUUGACAAGAAAGGAGCUGGCGUGAUUGCGAAGUACACCUCGGAUGCAUUCUUCGCUUUCCAUGAGAUCAACUCGUUCGAAGAGAAUGGCUCGGUGUACAUCGACCUGCCGCAUAUGCCAAACUAUGACUUCCUCUGGGGCUCAACCAUGGAGAACUUGCGCGCGAACGUUGGUCGACGUAACGCCUCUGCCACUCAUGACAUCCCUGGGAUGUUCAGGCGGUACAAGCUGCCAGGCAUUAAUAACAGUACCCAAUCCGCGAAUGGCACCGUCGUUCCUCGACGUGCAGAAGUCGACUUUGAUCUUGACUUUGCCAAGGCCAACAUCGAGCUUCCGCAGAUCCAUCCAGAUUAUCGCGGCAAGCCAUAUCGAUUUGCGUAUGGGAUCCACGUCGAGAAGAGAGGGUACUUUGCGGAUUCUGUUGUCAAGGUCGACACUCAAGAUCGCACUUUGAAGACGUGGGUGCCAAAGGUCGACGCGCUGCCCUCCGAACCAGUCUUCAUUCCCAGCCCAGGGGCACAGGCUGAAGAUGACGGCGUGCUGUUGACAGUGUCGAUGGAUUCUCGUGAGCGUCGAAGUUCACUGGUGUUCAUUGACGCCAAGGAUAUGAAAGAGAUUGCCAGAGCGAGAAUGCCAAUCGUCAUGGGAUACGGUUUUCACGGGGCGUGGGCUGGUGUCGAUGGGGUUCGCGUUCCUCAAGUUGCAUAG
Zasmidium cellare ATCC 36951 is the source of this 1629-nucleotide messenger RNA. RefSeq lists its product as uncharacterized. Gene Ontology annotation, molecular function: carotenoid dioxygenase activity. NCBI's taxonomy places the organism in Eukaryota, Fungi, Ascomycota, Dothideomycetes, Mycosphaerellales, Mycosphaerellaceae. The record is from RefSeq and is a predicted model, not a curated record. Bases 1 to 1629 code for a protein of 542 amino acids. The transcript has 4 exons. Gene Ontology annotation, biological process: carotene catabolic process.